This is a messenger RNA of Eimeria tenella, 2562 nucleotides long. Its product is annotated as ATP-dependent DNA helicase, putative. Gene Ontology annotation, biological process: DNA repair; DNA recombination. The record is from RefSeq and is a predicted model, not a curated record. The transcript is spliced from 7 exons. Gene Ontology annotation, molecular function: four-way junction helicase activity; 3'-5' DNA helicase activity; nucleic acid binding. Gene Ontology annotation, cellular component: chromosome; cytoplasm. The coding region runs from base 1 to 2562 and encodes 853 amino acids. NCBI's taxonomy places the organism in Eukaryota, Apicomplexa, Conoidasida, Eucoccidiorida, Eimeriidae.
AUGCAAGCCGAGUCUGAAGCCCCCACGGCCUCUGCAGGGCCCCCCCCGCUGAAGAAGCACAAAGCCGCAGGGGCCACCAAGCUGCAGCAGCCUUUCAAAGCAACGUGGGUCUCCCCUAAAGGCAGCAGCAGCAGCAGCAGCAGCAGCAAUGGCAGCAGCAGCAGCAGCAGCAGCAAAGGCCUACUUCUCAAGGCCAAAAGCCCCUUUGCCCCUGCAUCUUCGCUGAAGUCUUUAAGCCCAAAUGCAGGGGAAAGCCACCGGAGGUCUUUCGGGCCUCCUGCUGCAGCUGCGGAAGAAGCAGAAGAACAUGCAGCAGCAGCAGAAGCAGCAGCAGCAGCAACAGCUGCUCCCGCUGCGACAAUGGCGGCAGCAGCAGCAACAGCUGCAGCAGCGAUAGCAGCAGCAGCCGCCACUGCGCCCAAGACAGCAGCAAACGCUGUUGCUGCUGCUGCUGGAUCUGUGCCCCCCGAAGCAGCCGCAGCACCAGCAGCAGCCACCACCGCAGCGCCAGCAGCAGCAGCAGCAGCAGCAGGGGAUGUAAUAGAUGUGGACGAAGACGAGCUGCCGCUGUGUCCUUUACGCAAAACCCUAAAAAGGGUUUGGGGGUUUUCAGAGUUUCGAAAAGGACAAGAGGAAGCUGUGAGGGCUGUGCUGCAGGGCAAAGACGCGCUAGUCAUCAUGCCCACAGGCGGGGGCAAGUCGCUGACUUAUACGCUGCCUGGGCUGCUGCUGGAGGGCGUUGUGCUUAUUGUGUCUCCCCUCAUUGCCCUCAUAGAGGACCAGCUGCGCCGCUUGCGUGCUCGAGGGCUUGCGGCGUUUUGUCUCAACUCGACGCUGACACCGAAGCAGCGGCAGGAAAUCAUAGGGCGCCUCCUCAACCCUCAGCAGCAGCAGCAGCAGCAGCAGCAGCAACAGCAGCACCAGCAGCAACAGCAGCAGCCGCAGGGGCCCAUUAAGUUUUUGUUUGUGACGCCGGAGCAAAUUGCCACCCCCUCUUUCCAAGGCGUGCUGCGGCAGAUGGAGCAGCAGCGGCAGCAAGUCAAGGAGCAGAGAAAGCAGCAGCAGCAGCAGCAGCAGCAACAGCAACAGCAGCAGCAGCAGCACAAAGGAGGAGCAGGUGUGGCGCUUGUGGCUAUUGACGAAGCGCAUUGCAUUUCCUCUUGGGGUCACGAUUUCAGGGCCAGCUACAGGCGUUUGGGUUUGCUGCGGAGUUUGCUGCCGGAGACGCCGCUGCUGGCGUGCACUGCAACAGCAACAGCAGCAGUGCAGCAAGACAUCUGCAGCAGCUUGAGGCUCCGGCAGCCAGUGCUGGUGCGGCUUUCUUUCAACAGGCCGAACAUUUAUUACGAAGUUCGACUGAAGAUGCCGGAGACGGAGGACGAGGAGGCGCUGGGGUGUACAGACAGGGAGCAGGAAACGGAGUUUGCUGCAGCAGAUUUGGCAAAAGAAAUAAAAAGAAAUCAUUUCAAUGAUUUAGGAAUUGUUUAUUGCUUAAAGAAGACUGACUGCGAGACUCUGGCGCUGCUGCUGAGCCGCGCAGGCGUUGCUGCUGCUGCUUACCACGCGGGCCUUUCUGAGAAGCUGCGGCAGCAAGUGCAGCGCCGCUGGUCCGAGGCCUUCUACCAGGAGUCCGGCCGCGGCGGCCGCGACGGAUUUGCUGCUCGCAGCAUUUUAUAUUUUUCGCCCGCGGACUACCGGCUGCUGCAGUUCGUGCUGCAGCAGCAGCGGGAGCAGCAUGUCGCAGCAGCAGCAGCAGCAGCAGCAGCAGCGGGCGCGCGGCAACCCAAAGACGUGCAGCAAGUCCAAAAAGCUGCAGCAGAGCAGCACGAAAAGCAAAUCCAAAAACUUAAGGCUUGUUUGUCUUACUGCCGCCUCGCGGGCUGCCGCAGGCGCUAUUUGCUGCAGCAGUUCGGCGAAGAGUACACCCCUGCUGCUGCUGCUGCUGCGGGGGCCCCCCCCACUGCAGCAGCAGCAGGAGCAAGCGCUGCUGCUGCUGCGGCUCGCUGCUGCGACAACUGCAGCGACCCAGCAGCAGCUCGCCGCCGCGCGCUGCUGCUCAGCAAGCUGGAGGGGUCUGCUGCUGCUGCAUCAACAGCAGCAAGAAAAACUUUCUGGAGAGAUGCAGCAGACAGCAGAUUGGCUCCCUUAGAAAUUGAGAAGCAAGAAGUGCCUGACGGGGGCCGCCGGGGGCGGGGCCGCGUGGUCUACAAGAACCCAGCAGCAGCAGCAGCAGCAGCAGCAGCAGCGCCGCAGCGGCAAGCGAUCCCCGAAAGCAUUCGCAAGAAAGGCUUGGCAGCUGUUAUGAAAGAGCUCGAGAAACGGGAGCAGCAGCAAGAAAGCAGCAGCAACAGCAGCAGCAGCAAGAAGCACCACGCACUCUUUGCGGAGUUCCGGUCCGCCGCAAAAUUGUCCGCAGCGCCGUCGCCGCCAGCAGCAGCAAAGCCUGCAGCAGCAGCAGCAGCUGCUGCUGCAGCAAGACCAGCAGCUGCUGCAGCAAGACCUCUGAAGACUCUGGGCCUCUGCCGGCCCAUCGGGCUGCAGCGGACUCGCCCCUCGCCGUAG